Arachis ipaensis is the source of this 3014-nucleotide messenger RNA. RefSeq names its product tetratricopeptide repeat (TPR)-containing protein. NCBI's taxonomy places the organism in Eukaryota, Viridiplantae, Streptophyta, Magnoliopsida, Fabales, Fabaceae. Gene Ontology annotation, cellular component: transcription factor TFIIIC complex. Gene Ontology annotation, biological process: transcription by RNA polymerase III. The record is from RefSeq and is a predicted model, not a curated record. Gene Ontology annotation, molecular function: protein binding.
AAACUUUCCAAACACACUGAAAUCUAAAUUCAAAAAAUAAAAAAGGCAGGAAAAGAAGGGGAAGGAGCGAGCUCCGAGCUGUGUAUGUGAUGGCGACAGAGGAAGGAGAAGCUGCCACGGAUAACGAAGUAAAUGUUGCUUUCGAAGAAGAAGAGAAGCAAAAUCAGACCGAAGUUGAUGAUGCAGAAGCAGAAGAAGACAAUGAUGACGAUGAAGGAGGAGGAGAAGAAGAAGAAGAAGAAGAAGAGGCCGAGGAGGAGGAGGAGGAGGGAGAGGGCGAAUACACUUUCAGAUUCACCAACGGAAUGAGUCAUUUGGAUUUCGUUCGAAACAACGAUUCCGACGUCCAACGUUACCAGCAAUUCGAGCUCCUUGAGCAUCAAGCUCUCGCUGAUAGAAAGCGCAAAGCCCUUUCACUUUCAGAUUCUCAUCAGGAAGAGACUCCUUCAAAGAAGGGGAGGGAAGAUGAUAAUCCUGGGGCAACCAUGGCUGAGAUAAUGGAAGCAAUGAAUUUUGGCGCACGCAGGAGAUCAAGAAAGCAAAAGAAAAGAGGUAGGCGAAAAGGAUCAAGGAAUAAGCUAAACCCACAGAUAACAAGAAUGCUCGGUGAUGCGACGCUUCACUACGUUUGUCGCCGUUAUGACCAGGCUAUAGCUGUCUCACAUGAAGUUAUUAGGCUGGCACCAAAUGUGGCUGAUUCGUAUCACACCCUUGGACUUGUAUAUUAUGACCUUGAGGAUUACAAAAGGGCGAUGGAUUUUUACAUGAUUGCUGCUCAUUUGACUCCUAAAGAUUCAUCCCGUUGGAAAAUGCUUUAUGACUGGUCCAGAGAACAAGGUGAUAUUGGUCAAGCCAGUUACUGCCUUUCCAAAGCAAUAACAGCAGAUCCCAAGGACGAGACUCUUAGGAAAGAACGUGCAAUGUUUUAUGUUGAGCUUGGAGAUUAUCAAAAAGCUGCUGCUGCAUAUGAGCAAGUACAUCACCUUUGUCCUGAGAAUGUUGAAGCACUAACAGAUGCAGCUAAGUGCUACCAAAAAUGUGGUCAAGUUGCCUGUUCAAUCCAAAUUCUUGAAGAUUAUCUAAGGAGUCAACCAGACAAAGCUCAUGCAAGCUUAGUUGACCUAUUGGCUACUAUAUACAUGGAAACUAAGGCACAUGACAGAGCUCUUCAGCAUAUUGAGCAUGUUCGAAUAGUAAAUUCAGGGGAAGAAAUGCCUUUGAACCUGAAAAUUAAGUCUGGAAUCUGCCAUGCUCAUCUUGGAAACAUGGAGAGGGCUCAGGCUUGCUUCAGUGACAUAAAACCAGAGAAUGCAAUUGAACAUGUUGAGUUGGUCACAGAGGCUGCAGACUCCUUAAUGGAACUUGAGCAUUAUGACUCCGCAUUGAGUUAUUAUUUGAUGUUGGAAGGCAAUGGUGGAAAUGAACAUGGUCUUCUGUAUCUGAAAAUUGCUAGGUGUUAUCUAUCCUUGAAAGAAAGGUUACAAGCAAUUCACUUUUUUAGCAAAGCCCUAGAAACACUACAAGAUGAUGUUGAUGCACGCAUUACGUUGGCUUCCCUUUUGAUUGAAGAAGGGAAAGAAGAUGAAGCCAUUUCUUUGCUUUCUCCUCCAAAGGAUUCUGACUCUGCUGAAGCACAUUCUGUAAAGCCAAAUAAAUGGUGGGUUAAUGAAAGGAUAAAACUGAAGCUUUGCAAUAUAUAUUGGAAUAAAGGGUUGCUAGAUGAUUUUGUGGAUGCAAUUUUUCCUAUGAUACGUGAAUCAUUGUACGUCGCAACCCUUCGACAAAGGGGUAAAUCGAAAAAACGCCUCUCUACACGAGACCUGGUUGAAAGGGUUAGGGUAAUGAAUGCUCCAGAAAAGGAUAAUGUAUUUCAAGGAUUCAGGCCUAUAGCUACUCCUUCUGAUAGGUCUGACCGGUGGAAAGCUUCCAGGGCAAAACGAUCGCUUCAAAAGAAGGAAAUUGAGAAGGAGAAAAAGAAAGCUGAGGCAUUGGCCGCUGGAAUUGACUGGCUGAGCAAUGAUUCAGAUAUUGAACCUCAGAGAGUACACAAAGAACCUCCAUUAUGUAAUCUUCUCAAGGAUGAAGAGCAUCACCAGCUAAUAAUUAAUUUGUGCAAGGCAUUAGCUUCCUUACAAAGGUAUUGGGAAGCAUUGGAGAUUAUAAAUAUUACUCUCAGAUUGACUCAUUCUGCACUUUCUGCUGACAAGAAAGAGGAACUUCGAUCUCUUGGAGCUCAAAUGGCAUACAACACCACGGAUCCUAAGCAUGGGUUUGAUUGUGUAAAAUACAUUGUUCAGCAACAUCCGUACAGUGUUGCUGCUUGGAAUUGCUACUACAAGGUUAUGUCUAGAUUGGAAAAUCGAGAUACAAGACACUCCAAGUUUAUACUUAAUAUGCAAGGAAAGUUCGUGGAUUGUGUACCUCCUAUUCUCAUUUCUGCUAAUCAGUAUACUAUAAUUAGCCAUCACCAAGAUGCUGCAAGGAAAUACUUAGAAGCUUAUAAACUUUUGCCAGAGAAUCCCUUGGUUAAUCUUUGCGUUGGAACUGCCUUGAUCAACCUAGCAUUGGGUUUAAGACUUCAAAAUAAGCAUCAGUGUGUUGUACAAGGUUUAGCGUUCCUCUAUAACAAUUUAAGGAUCUGCGACAACAGCCAGGAAUCAUUGUACAACAUAGCUAGGGCGUUCCAUCAUGUUGGUCUUGUAACUUUGGCAGCUUUCUAUUAUGAGAAAGUGCUUGCUAUUCGUGAGAAGGACUAUCCCAUUCCAAAACUUCUCAAUGAAACACCGGAUAUUGCUGAAAAUCAUAAACCCGGUUACUGUGAUCUUCGCAGAGAGGCUGCUCACAAUCUGCACUUGAUCUACAAGAAGAGUGGAGCUCUUGAUCUUGCUAGACAAGUUCUAAAAGAUCAUUGCACCUUCUGAGCUUAUGUUGACAUUUCUUCUUGUGUAUAUAUAUAUACGGAUGAUAGUAUUUAUAUGCAAUGAUAGUAGCAACUUAUUUGUUUAUUUUUACUC